This is a messenger RNA of Melopsittacus undulatus (budgerigar), 1056 nucleotides long. RefSeq names its product pterin-4 alpha-carbinolamine dehydratase 1 (gene PCBD1). Lineage: Eukaryota; Metazoa; Chordata; Aves; Psittaciformes; Psittaculidae. The transcript is spliced from 4 exons. The record is from RefSeq and is a predicted model, not a curated record. Gene Ontology annotation, biological process: tetrahydrobiopterin biosynthetic process. The coding region runs from base 161 to 475 and encodes 104 amino acids. Gene Ontology annotation, molecular function: 4-alpha-hydroxytetrahydrobiopterin dehydratase activity.
GCUCUGACCGCUGCCGGGCAGAGCUUGGGAAGGCGCGGGUAGAGCCGGCCCCUUCGCCACGCCUCUCGCCACCCCGGCCGAGCCGCGGCACCACCGGGCUACGGCUCUGCGCGCAGCACCCAGCCCGCACCGCGGACCGAGGCCACGGACACCCACGGCCAUGGCAGGAAAAGCCCACAGGCUGAGCACAGAGGAGAGGGAGCAGCUGCUGCCAAACCUGAGAGCUGUGGGGUGGAACGAGGUGGAAGGCAGAGAUGCCAUCUUCAAAGAGUUUCACUUCAAGGAUUUCAACCGGGCCUUUGGCUUCAUGACGAGAGUGGCUCUACAGGCAGAAAAACUCGAUCACCACCCCGAAUGGUUCAACGUGUACAACAAGGUUCACAUCACCUUGAGUACCCAUGAGUGUGGAGGCUUAUCGGAGCGAGACAUCAACUUGGCCAGCUUCAUUGAGCAGGUUGCAGCUUCCCUCUCCUGACCAGAGAGAGAUGCACAAAGCCAAAAAUCAACUGUGCCGCUGCCACAAGCUGUAUCUCGCCUAGACAACUGCCUUCCCCCACUUCCAAGCUAGUUCCUGGAUCCAGACUGCCUAACACCAUGCCAAAGUACCUGCCACAGCUCAGAUGGAGGAAGGCACUUCUUGGGCACUGUGAGCAUACCUGUCUCUGAUCUUGCCGCUUCCAUUCUUAAACCCUUUAUUAGCUGAGCACCACCAGCUUGCACACUGUUGAGCCUCUGGGGCUUUCAGGAUACCUGCCCUUUUACCAGGAGUCAUGUUACACAAUUGCACCAGUAAAUCUCUCCAGAGCCUGAACCCAUCUAGCUACUUACUGUGUUAAUUAUUCUUACCUACUGGAAUAUGCCUUCCACCUAAAACAUGGUAUGUGAACCCUCUGGUUUCUCUGUAACAUACUAGCAAAUGUGAUGUGCAAUUUGGUUAUUACUGUAACCUCUCUCUAGCAGUAUUAUAAGCAGGCAUGUGAUCUCACCCCUGUUGUAACUGGCCUUUAGUAGGAUACCAACUGAAAAUGUUUACAAUAAAUGUCUUGGUUAACCUGA